Gadus chalcogrammus (walleye pollock) is the source of this 2182-nucleotide messenger RNA. RefSeq names its product CAP-GLY domain containing linker protein 3 (gene clip3). Gene Ontology annotation, molecular function: microtubule plus-end binding. The transcript has 15 exons. Gene Ontology annotation, cellular component: microtubule plus-end; cytoplasm; nucleus. The coding region runs from base 113 to 2059 and encodes 648 amino acids. Lineage: Eukaryota; Metazoa; Chordata; Actinopteri; Gadiformes; Gadidae. Gene Ontology annotation, biological process: cytoplasmic microtubule organization. The record is from RefSeq and is a predicted model, not a curated record.
GUAUCGCAGCCGUAGUCCGACGUGUUGACCGAGAAGCAGAUUCUCCAGAUCAACCAGAUCACCAGAUUCACCAGAUCCAUCCUCCACUACAAGCUUGUGUUCAGGCUGAGGGAUGACCAAAGAGGAGAACCAAGAGGAGCAGCGCGAGGAGCGCGACCAGCAAGAGGAGGCGCAGGCCCAGCGCGAGGAGGAGGAGCGCUUCACUGAGGAGGAGGAGGAGGGAGAGGGAGAAGGAGACGACUAUGAAUUAGAAGAGGAGGAGCAGGAGGAGGUGGAGAAGGAGGAGAGAGCAGAGGACGAAGAGGAGGAGCCGGAGGAGGAGGAAGGCAGGAGAACGGAGGAGGAGGAGGCGGUGGAGGAGAGGGAGGAGCCACAGCCUGGAGGAGAGCAGGCGGUGGUGACGGAGCAGCUGAGCCCCGUCCAGGAGCCGCAGCGUCGACCCAUGGUUCACCCCUCGGCCCAGGCCCCGCUGCCCAAGGACUACGCCUUCACCUUCUUCGACCCCAACGACCCGGCCUGCCAGCAGAUCCUCACCAGCCCCGACACAACGAUCCCAGAGCUGUUCGCCAUCAUCAGGCAGUGGGUCCCCCAGGUCCAGCACAAGAUACACAUCAUCGGGAACGAGAUCUUGAAGCGUGGUUGUCAUGUCAACGACCGAGACGGACUGACGGACAUGACGCUGCUCCACUACAGCUGUAAGGCUGGGGCCCACGGAGUAGGGGACCCUGCGGCCGCCCUGCUCCUGGCCAGCCAGCUCAUCUCUCUGGGGGCCGACGUGGGCCUGAGGAGCCGCUGGACCUCCAUGAACGCGCUGCACUACGCCGCCUACUUCGACGUCCCCCAGCUGAUCAGAGUGCUGCUGAGGGCCGCCAGCCCCCGCGUUCUGAACUCCACCUGCAGUGACUUCAGCCACGGCACCGCCCUGCACAUCGCCGCCUCCAACCUGUGUCUGGGCUCCGUCAGAUGUCUGCUGGAGCACGGGGCCAGCCCCGUCGUCAGGAACGAUAAGGGCCAGGGCCCGGCCGACGUGGUCCCCGACCCCAUGGACAUGACGCUGGACAAGGCGGAGGCGGCGCUGGUUGCUAAGGAGCUGAAGAUGCUGCUGCUGGACGCCGUGCCGCUGAGCUGCCUGCUGCCCCGCGCCACGCUGCCCAACUACGACAACAUCCCGGGGAACGUCAUGCUGUCCUCCCUGGGGCUGAAGCUGGGGGACCGCGUGCUGCUGGACGACAUGAAGCCCCGUAGCAACCCGAACACAGGCGACGGCAUCUCAUCUACAAUCCCCCCCAGACAGCCCGGGACUCUGCGGUUCUGUGGGACCACUGAGUUUGCGAGCGGCCAGUGGGUGGGGGUGGAGCUGGACCGCCCCGAGGGCAAGAACGACGGCAGCGUGGGCGGAGUCCGCUACUUCAUCUGCCCCCCCAAGCUAGGUAUCUUUGCGCCGGUGUCUAAGAUCUCCCGGGCGGUGGAGCAGCCCCCCCCCGCGGUCAUCUCCGCGCCCCGGACCCCCCGCCUCGACCUGGCCUCCCGCCUCGCCAGCAAGACCAAGAAGGAGAAGAAGAAGGAGAAGGAGAGGGAGAGGGAGCGGGAGAAGGAGAGGGAGAAAGCCCUGAAGAAGAAGUUAUCGGAGGAGCUGCUGGACCCAGAAGGUCUCAACGUGGAGCUGGGAGACCAGGUCCUGGUGGCCGGCCAGAAGAUCGGCACAGUCCGCUUCUACGGGAAAACCGACUUCGCUCCCGGCUACUGGUUCGGAGUGGAGCUGGAGAUGCAGACAGGGAAACACGACGGCUCGGUGUUUGGCGUGCGCUACUUCACCUGCCUGCCCAAAUACGGCGUGUUCGCUCCGCCCUCCCGCGUGCAGAGAAUCGGAGGACCGAAGGAAGGCUUCCAGAACGACAACUCUGCGGUGAAGAAGGUUCACCAGGUCUCCAUGUCUCAACCCAAACGUAACUUCAACACGGUGCGGUCUCCGAAAGACCUCACCUCAGAGAACUCCAUCUCCAGGUUACUCUUCUGCUGUUGGUUUCCAUGGAUGCUGCGUGCGGAGAUGCAGUCCUAAUCACUCCUUAAUCUCCUUCACCCUCUCCUCCCUCUCCUCCCUCUCCUCCCUCUCCUCUCUCUCCUCCCUCUCCUCCCUCUCUCCCUCUCUGACUCUCUUCUUGCUGUUGCAGUUAUACAUUCA